Messenger RNA from Camellia sinensis, 2522 nucleotides. The record is from RefSeq and is a predicted model, not a curated record. NCBI's taxonomy places the organism in Eukaryota, Viridiplantae, Streptophyta, Magnoliopsida, Ericales, Theaceae.
UUAUGUGGCAUUAUGGAUUUUGCUCAAUAUAUAGUAAUUAUUAUUUUCCUUAAAUAUCGAGUCGAAGCAUAGCAGCUCUAAGUCAAGCAUUCUAUUUUAUUUUUAUCAGAAUUAACUGUCCAUUUAUUUACUUGUCAUGAAGUGAAACCUAUUUUUAUUUCAUUUUUAGCUUUGUUUGAGGUUCAUUUAUUGUAGAUGGUUUGUCGGCGAGGUUUGAUUAGCUACUUGUCAUAAUUGAGGUGGAAUAAAACAACUUAAAUAUGCCGUAAUAUUGUCCAUAUAGGGAAGCGUAAGUAGAGUUUAUGCAGUGUUUUUAUCAUCAAGCACUUAUUCAGGCAACUUUAAGCGCAAUGCAGGUAGGUUGGGAAUCGGAAGGAAAUUGAAUUUAUAAAGAUUUCUAGUGCGAUAGAAAAUGCUGAAAGGUAACAUUUCAGAGGACAAGAUGGUGCCGUGUGCUAUAAUUGGGGUUCUCCUACAAAUCAACUGAUUUCGAAUGCAAUUUGGAAAAAGUGAAAAGCACACCACUUAACAAAUUACUAUAAACGGGUUAGUGCUAAUGGCAUAAAUAUCUUCACAAAGAAUUAGCCGUUGCAAAAGAUUUUGAUGAUAAAAAUAAUCAUUAACAAAGGGUGAGUUUUACCGCAAUGUAGCUUGUCCAAUGUAUUUUUCUUAGGGUGAUCUUCAGGCUAAUUUCCAUCCUGCUUCACUAGUGCAAGUUAUGAAAAUUUUGAUAGCCCCAGAAGAAAAAAAACAAAACCAUGAAGAUCCAAACUUGUCAAAAUUCGUUGAAGCAAAGAAAGCCGUUCCAAGAGAUGAUCAAAACAUGCUAAACAGAUAUAAUGGCAGCCUUCAAGGGUCACCAGGUCCUGCCCGCUCAAAAAAGAUAUUUGUAGGAGGUUUAGCAUCGACAGUCACGGAGAGCGAUUUUAAAAAGUACUUUGAUCAAUUUGGUACAAUCACGGAUGUUGUGGUAAUGUACGACCACAACACUCAAAGGCCUAGAGGGUUUGGUUUUAUUACAUAUGAUACAGAGGAAGGAGUAGAGAAAGUGUUGCUCAAAACCUUUCACGAACUCAAUGGUAAGCUGGUUGAGGUUAAGCGGGCUGUUCCCAAGGAGCUAUCUCCUGGACCAACACGAAACCAGUUUGGUGGAUAUAAUAACUAUGGCCUGAGUAGAGUUAGUAGUUUUCUCAAUGCCUACACUCAGGGAUAUAAUCCAAGCUCAGUUGGAGGGUACGGAGUAAGGGUGGAUGGUAGGUUUAGUCCGGUUACAGUUGGGCGGAGUGGUUAUCCUCCGUUUGGUACUUCUGGUUAUGGGAUGGGAUUUAAUUUUGAGCCCGGGUUGAGUCCAAGCUAUGGAGGAAGUGGAAACUUCAGUUCUAAUAUCAGCUAUGGCCGUGGAUUGAACCCUUUUUAUAGUGUUAGUCCAAACAGGUAUAAUAGUCCUGUUGGGUAUGGUGGUGGCGGUAGUGGCGGAACUAGUUCAGUUUUAAGUUCGACAAGUCGAAACAUGUGGGGUAAUGGGAAUCUUAAUUAUUCUUCAAGUUCUGCAAACUCCAAUGAUUUAAUGGGAUCCGGAAGUGGAAAUAUUGGAUUGGUCGGUGCUUUUGGAAAUAUUGGAACAAUUUGGAGUUCCUCUGACAUUUCAGGUCAAGGUGGAGGCACAAAUUCUACCUAUAGUAGUGGCAAUGGAAAUUAUGUCAACAAUGAAAAUAGUAUUGGGUCGGGAGUGGGACUGUAUGGAAGAAACAGUGGAAGUAGUGCUGCCCCGACAUCAUCAUAUGGUGCAUCGAGUGUUGGUCUUGAUGGACCUUUUGGAAACUUCUAUGGGGGUGGUUCAUUUUAUGGGGACCCUACUUGGCGGUCAUCGUCCCCAGAGUUAGAGGGCUCUGGAUCGUUUGAUUAUGGGCUUGGGAAUGUUGCUUCAGAUGUUACGGCCAAAAACUCUGCUGGAUAUGUUGGUGGUUAUACUGUUACCAAUAGAGCUAAUAGAGGAAUUGCUGCCUAGGAAGACAAUUGUAUGGAUGCUUAUUAUAGGUGAAGAAUGUCAGGUGAACCAUUUGAACUUUGAAUGGUGUGUGUUACUGCUCAGUUUGAUAGUACAUUUGAACAGAAUUAAUUGGAGCUUCUGUUUUAUAGAACUUUUACCACAGAGACAAGUUCCAAAGGUUUAAGGUUUUCAGCUCGAGUUUUUCAAUAUAGGUUUUCUUUUCUUGAAUAUUAACAUGUAAAAUCGAAAUUGCGGAACACACUCAAAAAAAUUACUGUAUCAUGCAUCUCUGGUGUCAUGACGAUACAUAAAAUGCAGAGGUUUUCUCUUUUAUUUUUGUUAUUUUUCUCUUUCUGGUGUAAUGUACGGCAAAGUUUGCUCGUUUUUUCUUGUCAAGUACGUUCGUUUUAAUUUCUUCCCCUUUCUGGGUUGUGUUAGCAGAUUGUAUGAAAUGAUUGGCUGAUUUACUAAGUGUGAAAAACUCUCAACUCAAGGGAUGCUCCCCAAGAAUAAAUUGCUUCAUAUUGAUUCA